AUGUUGCAGGGUGCAACUGUGAUGGCCAUAGUUGACUGCGUUGUGAAUAAGACUCGGCAGAAGAUAGAGCCGUCUACUGAUGUUCUGAAAGGGAUAUUAAGACCUGUUGUGGAAGGAGUGAAAGAAAUUUCAUGGCCUCCAAGAGAUCCUGAAGCUAUCAAUCAAAUGGAAAAAGAAAUGAUAAAACGGGAAAAAUAAGGGCAAUUAGACUAAGGUUUUUUCCCAGAAGUUAGUGCUCUGCUACGGCAGGAAAAAGAAGAUAUAGACAAACCAAGGCUUGCGGCUAAGCUUCAGAAAGUUCUACAACUCUAUGCUGCUACGGUCCUCUACAAGCGUAGCUACGCAAAGAAAGGGAACCAAGUUGUAAAGGCGGAGCAUUUUCUGGAAACUCUGAUCAAAGCUCCUGAGGAACAAUGGAACAAGUUUUUCUUAGAAGGGUUAACACUCGGGAAAGGUGAAGUAACACUUGAAGAGCUUUCUGCUGUUAUAAAGAAACGAAUUGAGUGCAUGCUGAUUCGAACUAUAAGUAACAUAAACUUUGAAGGAGGUUCAUACUUGAUCGAGUAUCUCAAAGGGAUCGAGUCCAGAGCAAAUGAAAUUAUAAAAUUACUUCAGGGUUAA
Messenger RNA from Brassica oleracea var. oleracea, 621 nucleotides. RefSeq lists its product as uncharacterized. The transcript has 8 exons. The record is from RefSeq and is a predicted model, not a curated record. NCBI's taxonomy places the organism in Eukaryota, Viridiplantae, Streptophyta, Magnoliopsida, Brassicales, Brassicaceae.